CCGAAGCCCAACUGCUUUUAGGCUUUGUACCAUUCUUUCCAACGUUCUUGCGCUAGCGCUCUCUCUCUCUCUCGCUCUCGCACACACAGAGAUGAUGAUGCAGAGGCAGCUGUUGAAGAAGCUCAGUUUCAGACCUCCCAAUGGAAUAUCUCAAUUCAAUCAACGGAGAGAAAUGCACAGCAGGAACAAGAAGGCCAUGGAGUUGAUAGCCAAAGGGUGGAGUGCUCUAAAGGAAGUGGACAGAGUUAUCGAUUAUUGCGAGCUCAAUGAUAGCCGCCUCAUCCCUCUAUUAAGGGCAGCAAAGGAAAACUUUGAGUUGGCUCUAGAAGCUGACAACUCAAAUACCCAUGCCAGGUAUUGGUUGUCCAAAUUACAUUUGAAAUACCAUGUCCCAGGCGCUUGCAGAGCUAUAGGAGCUGCUUUGUUAGUUGAAGCGGCGAAUAUGGGUGAUCCGGAUGCACAGUAUGAACUAGGUUGUAAGCUUAGAGUUGAGAAUGAACAUGUCCAAUCGGAUCAACAAGCUUUCCAUUAUCUGGAGAAGGCUGUUGACCAGUUGCAUCCAGGUGCUCUUUAUCUUCUGGGUGCCGUGUAUCUGACGGGGGACUGUGUGAAGAAAGAUUUUGCCUCCGCAUUAUGGUGUUUCCAUAGGGCAUCAGACAAGGGGCAUGCUGGUGCAGCUAUAGCAUUUGGGUCUCUUCUUCUUCAAGGUGUUGAAAUCCCAGAAUCUGUGACGAAGUUCGUUUCCAAGAGGGGUUCUUUGGCCAGAAUGGCAAGAAAGAAUGGAGAAAGCCUUGUAACAGAUCCCAUUGAGAUGGCAAGAGAACGGUUCCACAUUGCUGCGAAAGGAGGAUGCGAUCUAGGACUGAAAUGGUUGGAAAGACUUGAGGAGGAAGAGAAGCAUCUAUUGACCGAAACCGAAAUGGUUGAACAGACUUAAGGAGGAAAAGAAGACUGGUAACCGGACAAUGUACUGACUGGAUACAGCUCUUCCUUUAAUCUCGUGACUGUAUUGAUAUGCGUCGGUAUAAACAUAUGGCACAAUCCGAGAGACAAAUUUGCUUCGCAAAUGUUGGAGUGCAAUGCUGUCAUGAAUGACCAACUGGAAGGUUACUGAUGUGGUGUGCUCUUUUGUGUGUGUAUAUAUAUAUAUAUUCUUUCUUCAUAUUUGAUGUAUACUUUGGGAAUUGCCAUCCAUCAUGCCUAGCAAAUCUUUAGAUGUAUUGUGCCAGAUUGAUGAUGGUUCAAUUGACCAAGGAUAUGUUAGUACAAAUAUUUCUAGGAGCUAUGGAGAUUGGAAGAAUGAUUUGCUCUA
Molecule: messenger RNA, 1312 nt
Organism: Prunus mume (Japanese apricot)
Lineage: Eukaryota; Viridiplantae; Streptophyta; Magnoliopsida; Rosales; Rosaceae
Molecular function (GO): protein binding
Source: RefSeq, a predicted model, not a curated record